Toxotes jaculatrix (banded archerfish) is the source of this 1059-nucleotide messenger RNA. RefSeq names its product blue-sensitive opsin-like. Gene Ontology annotation, cellular component: photoreceptor outer segment; membrane. NCBI's taxonomy places the organism in Eukaryota, Metazoa, Chordata, Actinopteri, Toxotidae. Gene Ontology annotation, biological process: G protein-coupled receptor signaling pathway; visual perception; phototransduction. The transcript has 5 exons. Gene Ontology annotation, molecular function: G protein-coupled receptor activity. The coding region runs from base 4 to 1059 and encodes 351 amino acids. The record is from RefSeq and is a predicted model, not a curated record.
AAAAUGAAGCAUAACCGGGUUACUGAGCUUCCAGAGGAUUUCUGGAUCCCCAUCGCUCUUGAUACGGACAACAUCACGUCUCUCAGCCCCUUCCUCAUCCCCCAGGACCACCUAGCAAGCUCAAGCACCUACUAUGCAAUGGCCUUAUACAUGUUCUUUAUAUUUGCUGCUGGCACUACUAUCAAUGCCCUCACCAUCGCAUGCACCGUCAAAUACAAGAAGCUCCGGUCCCACCUCAACUACAUCCUGGUGAACUUGGCUGUGGCAAACCUUCUCGUGGCCUGUGUGGGCUCCUUCACUGCCUGCUGCUCCUUUGCAUCCAGAUAUUUCAUCUUUGGACCACUUGCUUGCAAAAUUGAAGGUUUUGUGGCAACACUUGGAGGUAUGGUAAGCCUGUGGUCUCUGGCUGUGGUAGCUUUUGAAAGAUGGCUGGUCAUCUGCAAGCCACUUGGAAACUUUAUUUUCAAGCCCGACCAUGCUUUAGCUUGCUGUGCAUUCACCUGGGUGUUUGCACUGAUUGCCUCGGCUCCUCCACUGUUUGGAUGGAGCAGGUAUAUCCCAGAAGGCCUGCAGUGCUCCUGUGGUCCAGACUGGUACACCACAAACAACAAAUACAACAAUGAAUCCUACGUGAUGUUCCUUUUCUCCUUCUGCUUUGCCGUUCCCCUCGCCACAAUUGUCUUCUGCUACACUCAGCUGCUCAUUACACUGAAAAUGGCAGCUAAGGCCCAAGCUGAGUCUGCCUCCACCCAGAAGGCCGAGAGGGAGGUGACCAGGAUGGUGGUUGUCAUGGUUCUGGGCUUCCUGGUGUGCUGGAUGCCCUAUACCAGUUAUUCUCUGUGGGUCGUGAACAACCGUGGGCAACCAUUCGAUCUGAGAUUUGCUACUAUUCCAGCCAUCUUUUCCAAGUCCUCUACAGUCUACAACCCAGUUAUCUAUGUUUUACUCAAUAAACAGUUCCGCUCAUGCAUGAUGAAGAUGUUGGGGAUGGGUGGAGGUGACGAUGAAGAGUCCACGACGCAGUCAGUGACUGAAGUCUCCAAAGUUGGGCCUGCUUAG